Epinephelus lanceolatus (giant grouper) is the source of this 3901-nucleotide messenger RNA. It is a transcript of the gene pnpt1, whose product is annotated as polyribonucleotide nucleotidyltransferase 1. Gene Ontology annotation, biological process: mitochondrial RNA 3'-end processing; mitochondrial mRNA catabolic process. The record is from RefSeq and is a predicted model, not a curated record. Gene Ontology annotation, cellular component: cytosol; mitochondrion. Gene Ontology annotation, molecular function: polyribonucleotide nucleotidyltransferase activity; RNA binding; 3'-5'-RNA exonuclease activity. NCBI's taxonomy places the organism in Eukaryota, Metazoa, Chordata, Actinopteri, Perciformes, Serranidae.
ACUAUCUGACAUGGAAGCUUCCAUGCGCAUACCAUCUGAACUGUAAACGCACUGAGUGAUAUUCAGACACUUUUCUUUGUUUUGUUUUCGUGUUUGCUUUUUAGAUAUGAGGUAUCUGCUCCGCCUGGGCCGCUCCUUCGCCCGCCUCCAUGUCCGGUUAUGUCACCAGAGUGUUUACAGCAGCCAUUCAAACCCACGAAGACUGGUAGUGGACCUUGGCGAGAAGAAGCUUGAGAUCUCUACCGGGAGGCUUGCUAGAUUUGCUGAUGGCUCUGCUGUAGUUCAGUUGGGCGAUACGUCUGUGAUGGUGACUGCUGUGAGCAAAACCAAACCCUCUCCAUCACAGUUCAUGCCUCUUGUGGUGGACUACAGACAGAAAGCGGCUGCUGCAGGUCGAAUUCCCACUAACUAUUUGAGGCGAGAGCUGGGCACCACUGACAAUGAGAUCCUCACCAGCAGACUCAUAGACAGAUCCAUCAGACCCCUGUUCCCUCCUGGUUACUUUUAUGAUACUCAGGUCCUUUGCAACCUGCUGGCAGUUGAUGGCAUCAAUGAUCCAGAUGUGCUGGCUAUUAAUGCAGCUUCCGCUGCUCUGGCCUUGUCUGACAUCCCCUGGAAUGGACCCAUAGGUGCUGUGCGUGUGGGCAUGGUGGACGGAGCGUUGCUGGUCAACCCCACUCGGGCAGAGAUGUCUUCCAGCACCCUCAACCUGAUUGUGGCCGGAGCCCCCAGCAGUCAAGUGGUGAUGAUCGAGGCGUCAGGUGAGAAUGUGAUGCAGCAGGACUUUUGCCAUGCAGUGAAGGUGGGAGUCAAACACACCCAGCAGAUCAUACACGCCAUCCAGCAGCUGGCACGAGAGCAGAAGGUCACCAAACGUACCCCGGUCAAGAUCUUCUCAGCCCCGACGGAAAUGGUGGAACAUGUUCGACAAUCUGCUUCUGAGAAGAUCUAUGCAGUUUUCACUGAUUAUAGUCACGACAAGAUUUCAAGAGAUGAAGCUAUCAACAAAGUUCGACUAGAAACUGAAGAGGACCUAAAAGAAAGAUUCCCUGAGGCUGACUCCUUUGAAGUCAUUGAAUCCUUCAACACUGUGACCAAAGAAGUCUUCCAAAAUUUGGUGCUAAAUGAGUACAAGAGAUGUGAUGGGAGGGAGUUGACUGCCUUACGGAACAUUUCCUGUGAUGUCGACCUCUUUAAACCGCUGCACGGCUCCGCUCUGUUCCAGAGAGGACAAACACAGGUGCUGUGCAGUGUCACAUUUGACUCCCUGGAAUCCAGUGUCAAAGCAGAUAUUAUCACCACAGCUCUGAGUGGCAUCAAAUCCAAAAAUUUCAUGCUUCACUAUGAGUUCCCUCCAUAUGCAACUAAUGAGAUUGGAAGGAUGGGCGGCAUGAACAGGAGAGAGCUCGGACAUGGGGCCCUGGCUGAGAAAUCUCUGAGACCAGUCAUUCCCAAAGACUUCCCUUUCACUAUACGGGUCACCUCUGAGGUGCUGGAGUCAAACGGAUCCUCCUCGAUGGCUUCAGCGUGUGGAGGCAGCCUCGCUCUAAUGGAUGCAGGUGUGCCCAUCUCCUCUGCUGUGGCAGGUGUAGCAAUCGGACUCAUUUCCAAGGCCAACCCAGAGAAACCUGCUGACAUCCAAGACUACAGAUUAUUAACUGAUAUUCUGGGAAUAGAGGAUUACCUCGGAGACAUGGACUUCAAAUUGGCAGGAACAAACAAAGGCAUCACUGCUUUACAGGCUGACGUGAAGAUCCCAGGUUUGCCUCUGAAGGUGGUCAUGGAGGCUAUCCAGCAGGCCACAGUGGCAAAGAGGGAAAUCCUGGGCAUCAUGAACAAAUGUAUAGCAAAGCCCAGAGAGACGAGGAAAGAGAACGGACCUCUUGUUGAAACUGUCCGGGUACCUGUUUCGAGACGAGCACGCUUUGUUGGUCCAGGGGGCUAUAACCUCCGUAGGCUGCAAGCUGAAACAGGUGUGACAAUAAGUCAGGUGGACGAGGAGACUUUCUCUGUGUUCGCUCCAACACCAGGAGCCAUGCAUGAAGCCCAAGAGUUCAUCAGUGAAAUCUGCAAAGAUGAUCAAGAGCAGCAGCUGGAGUUUGGUGCUGUCUACACUGCCACCAUUACUGAGAUAAGGGACAUUGGUGUAAUGGUGAAACUUUAUCCCACCAUGAGUGCUGUCCUGCUGCACAACUCACAACUGGACCAUAAACGGAUCAAACAUCCAAGUGCUUUGGGUUUAGAGGUGGGGCAGCAGAUACAGGUCAAGUACUUUGGACGGGAUCCAACAGACGGCAGAAUGAGACUUUCACGGAAGGUGCUCCAGUCUCCCGCUGCAUCCGUUGUCAAGACACUUAGUGAGAGACAGAGCAUCUCCAUGGGUUCAAACAGCAGCCAAACGACCAACACUGACUUGUGACACGCCAGCAUGACAGGCUAACUUCCAGCUUUGGAUAUAAACUGAGUAGAUUUUGCUGCAACAUACUUCCAUUGAGGAAUCUACCAAACCAAGAGCAUCAGAUCUCGUCACAAACUGAACUCAGUGCUGUACAUGAAGAGGUUUACCCUGCUGCUGUGGGUAUGGAUGAGGUUAAACUGCACCGGAGGGAAACGCAGCUCAUCAUAUACAGCGUCCUGCAGUCAUCGUGCUUCAGUGGAUGUGCACAAACUGAGAAGUGUGCUUGGGGAGUAAUGAGCAGGAGACACAUUUUCAACAAGUAUAGAUGUUUUAUUUUUAAAUAUCCCCUUUUUAUGGUAUCUUGUUUUCAGAUUUGCCACCUCAGCUAUCAUUAACAGCAUCAAGCAGUAAGAGGGUUUCCUUAGUUUCUUCCAACACAGUAGCUUUCACCCAACAGACACAGUGCAAUGUCACAAUGAUUUUCUUAUUCAUGUGUGAUAAUACUGCCUCUUGUGGUAUGGGACUUCCAUAUUUGGUGUCAAGUGUGUGUGUGUGAGUGUGUCCUCUAAACUGCGAGGAUCAAGACAUGUACAAAGAAAGCAAAGUGGGUAAAAUGUUUAGUUGUUUUUUAACACUCCCCUUUAUGUCAUGUUGCAUUUACAGUAUAUGUGAGUCGAGUGUAAAAAGAACAAUCAUUGGUGCUUUGUGGUAUUUCAGCCUUUUCCAGCACAAACAAUAGCGCACACACGAAGAAUCAGACUUAAACCUCGCCCAACAUUCAGAUGCCAACAAAGAAAUACUCUUGAGUGCUACAAAUUGUACUCAGAGAGGAAAAAGGUCAAUACAACCAGGUUGAACUCGGGAUGCAAGGUGGGAUAAAGAAAAAAUGUGAUAUAAAAACAAGGGAAUAAUUAAAGAUAUAAUAAAUUGUUCACAGUUGUAGCCAAUCUUGUCCACCCUACCUUAAGUUUGGAGGCAUCUUCCACCCAUCCUGGAGCAUGCAUAGCUGUUUCAAUACUGUACACAGUUACCAGUUGUACGUCCCAUGAAGACAGUUGCUUGAUAUGUGCAGGGUUCAGGUGGUGGACUCCAAAAUAAUCAUGGUGAAAGGACAGUUUCCUUCACUCGUGAGGCUCAAGAAAUUGUGAAAAAUCUAUGUCAGGAGCUGGUGCCCCAUUAUGCGAUCGACUGUAGAGCUGUUUACAAAAUUAUUCGGCCUCAGGCUGAAUUUGUUGUUCAGUUUCUAACUCUCAAUCCUAAAUUUGUGGCAGAAAUUUGCGCCAGAUUUAGAUGUAAUCUCCACUGGGUGACAAAGGAGACAACGUUGAUACACUUGAUUAAAUUCUGGACAGAAGGAGUCCACUGUACUGUCCAAUACUGCUUCAUUAUCUUUUUUAUAGAUACUGUCCCCCUUUGGGUUGGGAAAGUACUAUAUUGAACUGCAACAUGGACAUUUGGGAUGCUUCAUAUCUGUUCUAAUAAACUGACGGGGUAUUGAAAUCA